This is a messenger RNA of Adineta ricciae, 987 nucleotides long. The record is from the annotation of a GenBank genome assembly. Lineage: Eukaryota; Metazoa; Rotifera; Eurotatoria; Adinetida; Adinetidae.
AUGGUUAGAGAAUCAUUUUUCUUAAUUACAUCAGCGCUGUUCAUUCUUUUGACGUUAAUUACAAUUAUAUUUGCAUUAAUCACCAUUUUAAUUAUUGUUUACAAUUGGAAAAGUCAAACACGAUCAAUAACGAAUCUUUUAACUUGCAAUUCAUGUUUUACCCUGCUCUAUCAUUCGCUAGCAACACUACUCGAAAUUUUGUUUCUAUCUUUUCCAGUCAACACGAUACUUUGUCGAAUUCGGGCGUACAUCUACUAUUCUUCGUGUAUAUCAUUAAGUUAUUCGUAUUUAAUUCAUGCCAUAUCUCGAUAUUUCAUCACCAUUCGUUACCAACAUAAGAUGCUCUUAACGUUUCAUUUGAAUUGGAUACUGAUCGUUCUAAAUUGGUUCAUCAGUGCAUUUUUCGGUAUGAUUAUGUUAUUAAUACCAUUGGCAUUGCAAUACGAAUACGAAUCCCGGAUGUGUUUGCUUACUAGUAAAGUUUUUCUCACUUCAUUGAUCGGUGUUAUGAUCGCUUUUUGUUUUCCAUUCUUGGCCAUUAUCUUUCUCUACGCUCUGAUUCUCUACCAUACAACAACAAGUCGUCGACAUCUGAGUGUUUUUAACACCAUGCGAUUGCGACGGAAUUUGAAAGUUUUUCAGAUGAUUCUCAUGUUUGUUUGCAUACUCGCUAUUGGCGGCACACCUUAUUUUAUUUGUGUAAUGAUGAACCGUGUUACGCAAAUCCCUUGGCCAUGGUAUUCGCUCUCGAUUUUAUGUAUUUCCUUGUCCGCUGCAUUGGAAUCGUUAGCAUUAUUGUUUAGUAAUUCUUUUGUUAAGAGACGAUUUCUCGAAUUGAUUCAUCUUCAACAACGAACUGACAUCAAUAUUCUGAUAGGUCAGCAUCAACACUCGACGAAUUAUAAUAAUCACGCUGAAAAUGUACCGUUGCAUGUUUCGCUUUUGACGACAAAGGAUAAUUUACAUGAAGAGAGUAAAGUGAACUGA